Messenger RNA from Amphibalanus amphitrite, 3427 nucleotides. Its product is annotated as pancreatic triacylglycerol lipase-like. Gene Ontology annotation, biological process: lipid metabolic process. Lineage: Eukaryota; Metazoa; Arthropoda; Thecostraca; Balanomorpha; Balanidae. The record is from RefSeq and is a predicted model, not a curated record. Bases 182 to 2545 code for a protein of 787 amino acids. Gene Ontology annotation, molecular function: lipase activity. The transcript has 11 exons.
AGGUCUGUGUUUGACGGGAGCGGCGCCGGCCACUGCCGCGCUAUUCUCGUCCUCGGCCGAGAAGUUCUCGCCGUCACCGUCGUCGACGAACGUCGGCGACUUCCGUCUGUUCUCACACCCGAACCUGGAGGUGUACGAUGAGGCCAACGACGACGAGAUUCUCUACAGCGUCGUAGAGACCAUGAGAGAAUACGCCACACGCAUGGGCAAGAAGAAAUCACGCAGGCGUUUUAAGCGCGAUGAGGAGGUGGUCUGUUACAAGGAGCUCGGCUGUUUCCGGGACAGCGGGCCCUUCGACUACCUGGACAUGCUGCCAUCACCGCCCGAGGAGAUCGGCACCACGUUCAUGUUUUACGGGCCGACCAACAAGCACCUGGCGCAGGUCAUCCCGUACCGGCCCGGCCCGCUGGACAUCAGCCGCUUCAACGGCUCGCUGCCCACCAAGGUCAUCAUCCACGGCUUCGGCAGCAGCUGCAACCGCGUCUGGGCGCACGAGAUGCGCGAGGCUCUGCUCUUCACGCUGGACUGCAAUGUGAUCUGCGUGCACUGGGACAAGGGCGCUGCCACGCCGAACUACAUGAGAGCGGCGGUCAACACGCGGCUGGUGGGACGGCAGGUGGCACUGCUCAUCAAGCAGCUGGUUAACAGACACGGCGCUUCCCUGGACAACAUCCAUCUGAUCGGCUUCUCCCUGGGCGCCCACGUAUCGGGCUUCACCGGACAGGAGCUGGAGGGCAACAUCAGCCGCAUCACAGGCCUGGACCCGGCCGGGCCGCUGUUCGAGGGCUACUCCACGUCGGCCCGACUGGACGCCAGCGACGCGCAGUUCGUGGACGUGAUCCACUCGAACGGCGACUCGCUGCUGCGCGGCGGCCUGGGCACCUGGGACCAGCUGGGACACGUCGACUUCUACCCCAACGGCGGCCGCAUGCAGAAGGGCUGCACCAACCUCUUCCUGGGCGCCUUCAGCGACCUCAUCUGGUCGGGCGCCAGUCAGGCGGAGGAGGGCCGCUCGCUGUGCAACCACCGCCGCUCGUACCGGUUCUUCAUAGACUCGAUCUCGGCCAACUGCACGUUCCCGGCCACCCCGUGUGACAGCUACGAGAGCCUGCUGGCCGGCGACUGUUUCCCGUGCGGUCCCAGCUCGCCGUGCAGCCAGAUGGGCUACUACGCCGACCGGUUCAGCGCCAGAGGCAAGCUCUACCUCAUCACACGAGAGGACGAGCCCUUCUGCGCCAACCAGCACCGAGUCACCGUGCAUGGCCGGGGCGGUCCGGACGGCGCGACCUACGGCCGGGUCGAGGUCACCCUCAUCUCCAGCAGCGGCUACAACGAGACCUUCCCGCUCACACACAGUGACGGAGACGACGUGAGCCGACCGCUGGUGCGGAUGCUGGUCGCCCACCCGGUGUUCCACCACAUCAACCAGGUUCAGCUGCGCUACACCGCCUACAACGGCUGGCUGUACAGCGGCGCGCCCGCCUGGAGCAUCGACAAGGUGGCCAUCGUCAACAGCCUCGGGCACAGCAUGUCCUACUGCCAGCGGAACAUGGUGCUGCCGGACGGGAAGCCGGUGCUGCUGAACCUGCGCGCCGGCAACUGCCGCGUCUCUUCCUUCCGGCCCAACCAGAGCUUCUGGAAGUCGCCCCAGAAGCCGCCGCAGCUGCCGCCCAUCAGUCUCGAGGAGACGAUUCCCGACCCUCCCCCACUGGAGGACGUCCAGUCGAACCACGUGCGGAGCCUGGGUGCCGCCGACGGCGCGCUGCAGCGACUGUCGUCCCGGCCGCACCCGCGCCGGCCGGCCGGCGACCAGGCCUUCUUCAACCCGGACGGCCUGCCGGGCCGGACCGGCGAGCUAGACGACCAGCCGCCCCGACCCGCCGACCAUUCCAAACACCGCAUGGAGGACGAGAGUGACGGCGACCAGGGAGAGGAGUACGGCGACGACGAGGACUACGAGUACGACGAGGAGGAGAGCGACAACAGCACGGGCCACCCGGACCCGCCACCCACCCCCGAGACGGUGGCGGAGGGCGCCAAGCCGGUGCGCGGCCCGGACGACCUCGGUGUGAUUGUGAUCCGCGGGGUGGCCGGGGAGACCGGGGUCGAGGGCCGCGCGCUGUCCCCGGCGCGGCCCUCGCUCGCCCAGCUGGCGCGCGUGACCAACAGCAGCGGCGAGUACCCGCGCCGCGGCCGGCAGAUCGGGAUCCACGGCCGGGCGCGCGCCAACGCCACAAUCGCGGCGGCUCCGCGGCGGCCGCGGCCGCGCCGGCUGCGGCCCGGGCUGCGGCCGCAGCCGGCCGGGCCCGGCCCGGAGCCCGUCUACUACGUGCAGUACCUGCCGCCGGAGCUGUUCGAGCGGCCGGCCGCCGACUACAUCCCCAGCCGGGCCGUGGUGCCGCCGCCACCGGGCGCCGGCCGCGCCGCGCGCAGCCGCGGCCACCGGUUCGGCUUCCUGCGCAGCCUGUUCCCCACCUGGGAGAGCCCAGAGACGCGCUACAUCCCGCUCACGGAGGGCCAGCGCGAGCGGUUCCGUCCCGGGUGACCGGCCGGCUGCAGAGAGCCGCUGUGGGCCAGAGAGGACGCAGGGACGGAGUCUGCUCCGCCGCCGGAGCUAAACUCAUACUGCGGGUGAACUUUUUCACCAGGGCGCGACAUCGGAUUCGGGGAUAAUGCCGAGUCGGCGUCUCCUGUGGAGAGGGAAUGUGAGGGGUCUUUCGAUCAGAGGAUCAGCAGUUACCAAAACAGCGACACCGAAACCACCGAGGGCCGUGCGAUUUCUGCCGGCGAGCGAGGGAGGUCGGCCGAGCCACUGCCGGCCGGCCGUAUGUGAUAGGACCGGGGCCAGCCACUCCGCGCAGCAGCCCCGCAUCUUUCCAGUGCAUCCGUCCGUACUGCAUGUGUAUUAUAUCCGUGUCUACUGUGUAGGUUAGCGUGUUUUCACAAAUGUCUGUGCAAUUUCACUGGGUAGGUAGCGCGUUGUGGGUGUGGUGGGAGCCAGCGGACCGUUUGAGUGAUGACCGGGCGCAGGGACGUGCACGGAGCAGCGAGUGUCACCGAGUAGCACCUGUUAGUGCCAAAGAGGGGCGCGUCCGCGCGCGAGUGUGAGAACUAGGUGAGAGUGUCGGAUCGAGAGCUUACGUGUGAGCUGUGUGGAGCGCGGCAGCCGGCGGUGCUCGUCCCGGCGGCCGCGGCGGGGCGGCUCGGCCGGACGGCCGGACGGCGCCGCAGUAGACCAGUAUUCAGAGUGUGUGAGGCAGUGUUUUACCUGUGACUGGGCGGCCGGGGGCGCCCGGACAGGCCGCGGCGGGGCAGUGGGGGUGCGCCCGUCCCGCCGACCUCGGUCGUACUCAGGGAGCGCGUUCGGCCGCGGCGGCCCGGCCAGAGGCGCGACGGCCCACGCCGAUAUCAAUAAACAUACACACGA